AACCGCGGCGGCGGUGGCGGAGGCGGGGAUCCCGCGGCUGCGGCGACGGCGGCCGCGGUGGAGCCACGGGUCGGGCUCGGCUCGGUGUGACGGCGGCCUCGGCGGCGGUGGCGGCCGCGACCAGGUCGGCGUCCUGGCCAAGCAUGGUGACAGCCUGUGCCCUCGGCCCCCUCGUCUGGCGCAGCCGGAAGAGCCGCCAGCCUCGGGCGCCGAUGGCCCCCCAUGUGAGGGAGUGAGCAGCCUGGCCCUGCCCUACGGAGUGAGGGGGGACGCAGCGGCUGAGUGAGCUGAGACCACGCUGCCGACCCCCUCCCACCAGUUGACGAAUGGUGGACCGAGCAAUGAAUGACCCAUGUCAGGGUCAUGGAAUAAUGGUGGGAAGCAAGGCAUGAGUGACCCCCGUGGUCACCUGUAACUUCUCAGUAGAGAUAGUGGUCUCGGUGCCCCAAGCCGACUCAGCCGACCCUCCCGGCCCUCGCCCCAGCUGAUGGGGCCACUGGGGCCCCGAGCAGCAGCUUGACCGUCCAGACCCCACCCUGCCCAGCCAUGGCCGGUGCUGAGGGCUUCCAGUACCGCGCACUGUACCCAUUCCGCCGGGAGCGGCCGGAGGACCUGGAGCUGCUGCCGGGCGACGUGCUGGUGGUGAGCCGGGCAGCCCUGCAGGUGCUGGGCGUGGCUGAGGGCAACGAGCGCUGCCCACAGAGCGUGGGCUGGAUGCCUGGCCUCAAUGAGCGCACGCGGCAACGAGGUGACUUCCCCGGCACCUACGUCGAGUUCCUGGGUCCUGUAGCCCUGGCCCGGCCUGGCCCUCGUCCACGUGGCCCCCGCCCACUGCCCGCCAGGCCCCGGGAUGGGCCCCCUGAGCCAGGCCUCACACUCCCCGACCUGCCAGAGCAGUUCUCCCCACCUGAUGUGGCUCCCCCCAUCCUGGUGAAGCUGGUGGAGGCCAUUGAGCAGACAGGGCUAGACAGCGAAUCCCUCUACAGGCCUGAGCUGCCCGCCCUGCGCACAGACUGGUCCCUGAGCGACGUGGAGCAGUGGGACACCGCAGCCCUGACAGACGGCGUCAAGGGCUUCCUGCUGGCACUGCCCGCGCCCCUCGUGACUCCCGAGGCCGCGGCCGAGGCGCGCCGGGCCCUGCGGGAGCCCGCGGGGCCGGUGGGGCCGGCGCUGGAGCCCCCGACGCUGCCGCUGCACCGCGCGCUCACGCUGCGCUUCCUGCUCCAGCACCUGGGCCGGGUGGCCCGGCGCGCUCCCGCUCCGGGCACCGCCGUGCGAGCCCUGGGCGCCACCUUCGGGCCGCUGCUGCUGCGCGCGCCGCCUCCCUCGCCGCCGCCAGGGGGCGCGCCCGACGGGACUGAGUCCAGCCCUGACUUCCCGGUGCUGCUGGUGGAGAAGUUGCUUCAGGAACAUCUGGAGGAGCAGGAGGUCGCACCCCCAGCGCUGCCGCCUAAACCUCCCAAGGCAAAGCCUGCCCCUGCAGGCCUGGCCAAUGGGGGGAGCCCGCCCUCCCUGCAGGACGCUGAGUGGUACUGGGGUGACAUCUCCAGAGAGGAGGUGAACGAGAAGCUCCGGGACACGCCUGAUGGCACCUUUCUGGUCCGAGAUGCGUCUAGCAAGAUCCAGGGGGAGUACACACUGACCCUCAGGAAAGGCGGGAACAACAAGCUGAUUAAGGUCUUCCACCGCGACGGGCACUACGGCUUCUCAGAGCCACUCACCUUCUGCUCCGUUGUGGACCUCAUCACCCACUACCGCCAUGAGUCACUGGCCCAGUACAAUGCCAAGCUGGACACCCGGCUCCUCUACCCCGUGUCCAAGUACCAGCAGGACCAGAUCGUCAAGGAGGACAGUGUGGAGGCGGUGGGUGCCCAGCUCAAAGUCUACCACCAGCAGUACCAGGAUAAGAGCCGCGAGUAUGACCAGCUCUAUGAAGAGUACACCCGCUCCUCCCAGGAACUGCAGAUGAAGCGCACAGCAAUUGAGGCCUUCAAUGAGACCAUCAAGAUCUUUGAAGAGCAGGGCCAGACGCAAGAGAAGUGUAGCAAGGAAUAUCUGGAGCGCUUCCGACGUGAGGGCAAUGAGAAAGAGAUGCAGAGGAUCCUGCUGAACUCCGAGCGGCUCAAGUCUCGCAUCGCCGAGAUCCAUGAGAGUCGCACAAAGCUGGAGCACGAGCUGCGGGCACAGGCCUCAGAUAACCGAGAGAUCGACAAGCGCAUGAACAGCCUCAAGCCAGACCUCAUGCAGCUGCGCAAGAUCCGAGACCAGUACCUCGUGUGGCUUACCCAGAAGGGCGCCCGACAGAAGAAAAUCAACGAGUGGUUGGGGAUCAAAAAUGAGACUGAGGACCAGUAUGCGCUGAUGGAGGAUGAGGAUGACCUCCCCCACCAUGAGGAACGCACGUGGUAUGUGGGCAAGAUCAACCGGACACAGGCUGAGGAAAUGCUGAGUGGCAAGCGGGAUGGUACCUUCCUCAUCCGGGAGAGCAGCCAGCGGGGCUGCUACGCCUGCUCCGUGGUGGUGGACGGCGACACCAAGCACUGCGUCAUCUACCGCACGGCCACGGGCUUCGGCUUCGCGGAGCCCUACAACCUGUACGGCUCGCUGAAGGAGCUGGUCCUGCACUACCAGCACGCCUCGCUAGUGCAGCACAACGACGCGCUCGCCGUCACGCUCGCCCACCCGGUGCGCGCCCCCGGCCCCGGGCCCCCGCCCGCCGCCCGCUGACGGCCGCGCGCCCGCGCCCAGCCGAGGCGCCCCUGCGCGGCCUGGAGGGCUCCGUCUUUGGGGCUUUCCGUCUGUCUGUCUGUCUCUCUCUCCAUUUCUCUCUGUCUGAGCCUCUCUCCGUCUCUCCCUGUCACUCUGUCUCCUCCCCUCCCCGUCCAUCUGUCCUUCUCUCUGUCCCUCCGUGUCUCCGGGUUGGGGGUCCUGCCUCCCCGGCCCCAUACGCCCCUCUCCCGUGGGCACCGCCCUCGGGCCACCCCGAACGCCGUGCCCUGCCCACCAGAGCCGCCCCCCCCCGACAUGGUCCCCGAAGACCCACCUGGCUGCACCUGCCAUGUUUACAGAGGCCCCUGGGCUGUGCGGCCCCAGCCUGGGUGCCCCGAUUUUUAAGCCAUAGACCUGGGGUCACGGCAGGAAGGAACUUUAACCACUUCCAAGGAACUUGGAACUUCCAAGUUCUAAGGAACUUGGCCACUUUUAAGAAUCACCUCGGCCGGGAUAUUCUGGGCCGGGCGGGACCCGCCCCACAGACGCCAACUUCCCCUCCAAACCCUGAAGUGAAACCACCACUUGGUUGUCCCCACAAAGGGGCCACUGCCAAGAAGUAACCCCCCAAAAAAGAAAAGAAUUAAAAAUAAACGGGGGAGCCGGCCCCACCCGGCGGCAGGCCUCCCAGACGCGGGGGCUGCCCGCAUGCCGGUCGCACCUCUGCCCACAGCACUUCCACUCGAUGGAGGCUCAAGGCUUCUCCCCGAUCAUGUUAGGUUCUGAUUGUAUUUUUUCUUGACUGUAAAGCCCUUUUUUCUCUCCUCUUUUGGGACGAGAGCCCUGGUUUUCUACACUACCCGCGGACCCCCCCCUCCUGCCUGCCCAGCUAGGCUGGGGGGCAGCUUUUGUAUGGUACGUUGAUAUUGAUAUGGAUAUAAAACCUGGAACAUGUGGAUGC
Molecule: messenger RNA, 3670 nt
Organism: Neomonachus schauinslandi (Hawaiian monk seal)
Lineage: Eukaryota; Metazoa; Chordata; Mammalia; Carnivora; Phocidae
Gene: PIK3R2
Product: phosphoinositide-3-kinase regulatory subunit 2
Exons: 16
Coding region: 547-2727 (726 amino acids)
Biological process (GO): insulin receptor signaling pathway; phosphatidylinositol phosphate biosynthetic process
Cellular component (GO): phosphatidylinositol 3-kinase complex
Molecular function (GO): protein binding; 1-phosphatidylinositol-3-kinase regulator activity
Source: RefSeq, a predicted model, not a curated record